This is a messenger RNA of Aspergillus thermomutatus, 810 nucleotides long. RefSeq lists its product as uncharacterized. Gene Ontology annotation, molecular function: metallopeptidase activity. The record is from RefSeq and is a predicted model, not a curated record. The transcript has a single exon. NCBI's taxonomy places the organism in Eukaryota, Fungi, Ascomycota, Eurotiomycetes, Eurotiales, Aspergillaceae. Bases 1 to 810 code for a protein of 269 amino acids.
AUGCCUCAACAAAGCCACUUAACAAUCAACCCAAACUCAAAGAAGGAGCUAUUGAAAAGGUGGAGAGAAGUUGCGGGUGAGAAGAGCCUCAAAACUGUUGCCGCCGACUAUACUUCACAGACUGUUGCUGGCAUUGUUGAUCUCCAAGACAAGAACAAUGUAUCAAUCUCCGAGUCUGCGUAUCAUUGCGCUACCCAGAGUUCGUUACCAGCAAACAUUCCAAGUUCGGACGUACUUAGCCUUCAGAUUGGCCUUCAGGUCAGCGGCAAUCGAGUAAUUUACCGCUGGAAGAAGAAUAGCAAAAUCAACUUUGCUGCUUUCGCUGAGGGCUACGCAACGUCUGACCAGGCUUUAUUUGCGGCUCGAAUGCUCAAGAAGGCUACUGACGAAUGGAAUGAGCUCCAACUCGGAGUGAAAUUUGAGUGGGUUAGCGACGUCGAAGAUGCGGCAUUUGUGCUUGCUUAUGGCGGCGACGCCGGUUCUACCCUUGCGAGGGCCUUUUUCCCUAACGAACAGGAUCUAAACAUGCUCUACGUCUACAGACUGGCCUUUGAGCCUGGCAAGAUUAACUACAUGAAAAACAUAUUCCUGCACGAGUUGGGCCAUGUGCUGGGCUUGAGGCACGAAUUUGCUCCUGAGACGGAGGGCGGAACAGUGCAACUCGGUCCUCGUAACAACAAGUCUGUGAUGAGCUAUACGUUUCCGCCCGUUAUUCAAACAACUGAUGUGGAGAGUACUCUUCAAUUCUACAGCCUAACAGAUGCUCAAAUAGGAGGGUGGCCCAUUGAAGACUGCGUUCCGAACAAUUGA